AUGCAGAACAAAAGACGGGACAAGAGCUUUGCAAGCACUAUGCAGCUCUAGAGGGGUUUGGGCAGGAAUACAAUGGAUUAAUAUAAGAUUAAGAGCAGCACUGUGAAGAUUCCUCCAAAGAAGAAAUCAGAAUUCAGUGUUUCAAAGCAUUUGGAGACUGCCACAGGAUUGGAUGCAAGCAUACACUGCCCCAUCAUGGAGAAGCUUGAGAACAUUCAUCCAAACAGGCAAGUAAUCGCUUCUAUUUUUAUGAUGGUACUGGUUCAGGUUUGCAGUGAGCCAACAACUCGGUACUCUGUCUGGGAGGAAUCAGAGAGUGGCUCCUUUGUAGCCCAUCUGGCCAAGGAUCUGGGCCUGGGAUCUGGGGAGCUGGCUGCCAGGUCUGCACGGGUGGUGUCUGAUGAUUACAAGCAGAGAUUGCUGCUGGAUCCUGAGACUGGGGAUUUGCUUCUGAGGGAGAAAGUAGAUAGGGAAGAGCUGUGUGGCUCUGUGGAUCCCUGUGUGCUGACUUUCCAGGUGUCAUUUGAAAAGCCAGUGCAAUAUUUUCAAGGAGAAUUAUUGAUCCAGGAUAUAAAUGACAACUCACCAGAAUUCCCAGAUAAAGAAUUGCUCUUGAAAAUACUGGAAAACAGCCAGCCAGGAACACGGUUUUCAUUGAAAUUAGCCCAGGAUUUGGAUGUGGGCAGCAAUGGGCUUCAACAAUACACAGUCAGCCCCAAUUCUCAUUUUCAUGUCCUCACUCGAAAUAACAGUGAAGGCAAGAAAUACCCAGAGUUGGUGCAGGACAGAGCCCUGGACAGAGAGGAGCAGGCAGAGCUGAGCUUAACCCUCACAGCUCUGGAUGGUGGGUCUCCACCUAGUUCAGGAACAACCCUGGUUCGAAUCCUAAUCGUGGACAUCAAUGACAAUGCUCCUGAGUUUGUGAACAGCCCCUAUGAGGUGCAGGUCCUGGAGAGCAGUCCUCCCAACUCCCCAGUCCUGACUGUCUUAGCACGGGAUGCAGAUGCUGGCAACUUUGGGAGCGUUUCCUAUGGUUUGUUCCAAGCAUCAGAUGAAAUCCAAAAAACUUUCUCAAUAAACAAAGUCACAGGAGAAAUUAGACUGAAAAAGGAAUUGGAUUUUGAAAAAAUUAAAUCUUACCAUGUGGAAAUUGAGGCCACGGAUGGAGGAGGCCUUUCUGGAAAGGGCUUUGUAACGGUAGAGGUGUUGGAUGUGAACGACAACGCCCCUGAGCUGACCAUGUCUUCACUGACCAGCUCGGUCCCAGAAAAUGCUCCUGAGACUGUAAUCAGCAUCUUCAGAGUUGGAGACAGGGAUUCCGGAGAGAACGGAAAGGUGGUUUGUUCUAUUCCAGAAAGCCUGCCCUUCACUCUAAAAUCCACUUUCAAGAAUUUCUACACUCUGGUGACAGACAGCCCUCUGGACAGAGAGAGCAGAGCUGAGUACAACAUCACCAUCACAGUCUCUGACAUGGGCACACCCAGGCUCACAACCCAGCACACCAUAACAGUGCAGGUGUCCGACAUCAACGACAACUCCCCCGCCUUCACCCAAACCUCCUACACCAUGUUCGUCCAUGAGAACAACAGCCCCGCCCUGCACAUAGGCACCAUCAGUGCCACAGACUCAGACUCAGGCUCUAAUGCCCACAUCACCUACUCGCUGCUGCCAUCCCAAGACCCACAGCUGUCCCUCGCCUCGCUCAUCUCCAUCAACGCAGACAAUGGCCAGCUGUUCGCGCUCAGGGCACUGGACUAUGAGGCCCUGCAGGCCUUUGAAUUCCAUGUGGUCGCCACAGACCGAGGUUCACCCAUGCUCAGCAGCCAGGUGCUAGUGCGUGUGCUUGUGCUGGAUGACAAUGACAAUGCCCCCUUUGUGCUCUACCCACUGCAGAAUGCCUCUGCAUCUUGCACUGAGCUGCUACCCAGAGCUGCGGAGCCAGGCUACUUGGUCACCAAGGUGGUGGCAGUGGACCGUGACUCUGGCCAGAACGCCUGGCUAUCAUUUCAGUUGCUCAAGGCCACGGAGCCCGGGCUGUUCAGCGUGUGGGCCCACAAUGGCGAGGUGCGCACCACCAGGCUGCUGAGCGAGCGCGAUGUGCCCAAGCACAAGCUACUGCUGCUGGUCAAGGACAAUGGCGAUCCUCCGCGCUCUGCCAGUGUCACACUGAAUGUAUUGCUGGUGGAUGGCUUCUCUCAGCCCUACCUGCCUCUGCCAGAGGUGGCGCGGGAUCCCGCGCAAGAAGAUGAGAAUGUGCUUACAUUGUAUCUGGUCAUUGCCUUGGCUUCUGUGUCUUCUCUCUUCCUCCUGUCUGUGUUGCUGUUUGUGGGGGUGAGGCUGUGCAGGAGGGCCAGAGAGGUCUCUCUGGGUGACUGCUCUAUGCCCGAGGGACACUUUCCUGGCCACCUGGUGGAUGUUAGUGGAGCAGGGACCCUGUCCCAAAGCUACCAGUAUGAGGUGUGUCUGAGGGGCGACUCUGGGACUGGUGAGUUCAAGUUCCUGAAACCCAUGACCCCCAAUGCUGGGAUAGAAAUUAUGGAAAGUCCCCACUACAGGGAUAGCUUUGUAUUCAACUAAGUAUUCUAAAUGGUCCAAUGAAUCUUAAGAAUUAAUACACUUUUAUAUAGAUAUGCUAACUAGCUUUAAAAAAAACUACUACCUUGUGUGCAUGUCUCCAACAGCUCUCAUUUUUUCCUAUUCAUAUUAAACAUGCUUAGGCUGUCAUUAUACCACAUCUUAAGUAUGGGUUUUUUACACAUUCAGUGUCUUUGGUGACUAAUAUUCUCAUAACUACAAAUCACUCAAGUAGCAUAGAAUUUCUUCAAAUGACUUUAAUUCUCAUAAGAAAGUUUGAAUUUCUGUAUAAUUAUGACACUGGUUUUCACUGUAUCUUUUAUCUUUUUAAGGUUAGGAUGCUUAGAAUUUUAUGUGGCCUUAGCAGACUUAUUUUUCCCAAAUCAUGUCAAGAUGGACUUUAUUAGAACACUCAUUUGUGUCACUUGUAUAGACAUCAUAAAUGUUAGUGUUUGUUUUACUUUUGUUUCUUGCAAGUGUUUUAAAAAUACUAAGGCUAAAAAUUUCCAUUAAUUAUAUUUUAAUGAAAAUGAAAGAGACCUUUUUUACAAUUUGUCAUCCCUUUCAUGAAAUAAAACUGUUAAUCCAUUGCUAAGCAUGAUUUUUUUUUCAAAAAGCAAAAUCCAAAUCCAAGUAUUCAGAGGUAAUAAAGCAGCAGACUGAUCCUUUCUUACCCACUUGUCAGAAGCUACAGCAUAAAGUUGCGCUGCAUUUCCCUGUAGCUUGCCCUAUCAUCCAAUAGAAAAAACUUCUUCUGCAUUCUGACAGUCUUGUUCAGAGCUUGUUAUUGUGACAUA
This is a messenger RNA of Arvicanthis niloticus (Nile rat), 3371 nucleotides long. RefSeq names its product protocadherin beta-4-like. Gene Ontology annotation, cellular component: plasma membrane. Gene Ontology annotation, molecular function: calcium ion binding. Lineage: Eukaryota; Metazoa; Chordata; Mammalia; Rodentia; Muridae. Gene Ontology annotation, biological process: homophilic cell-cell adhesion. The record is from RefSeq and is a predicted model, not a curated record.